Thunnus maccoyii (southern bluefin tuna) is the source of this 1463-nucleotide messenger RNA. RefSeq lists its product as uncharacterized. The record is from RefSeq and is a predicted model, not a curated record. Lineage: Eukaryota; Metazoa; Chordata; Actinopteri; Scombriformes; Scombridae. The transcript is spliced from 7 exons. Bases 608 to 958 code for a protein of 116 amino acids.
GAAAUAUAGUGUAGUAAAGUACCAUGGAUACUUGCACAAUACUUGUACUUAUUUACUUCCCACUACUACAUUAAAGUUGAUCUCCAAACACAUAUUUCCAUGAAGGGAAAAUACGAAAACAUGAUUGUAAACGCAUGACCUUUAAAAUCUUCCACUGCAUGUUAAAGUGAUAAAUACAGUACUAGCAGCUCACGAGGGGGAUCACUUUCAUUUCUGGAACCACAAUAAGGAAGCAGCUCGGGUCCGGCAGUGAUUGGUGAGUUGCUGGGGCACUCCUCAGCAAGAUGGCUGCAUUGCUGCGCGCAAUAGUGGCAUCCUGGUGAAAUGACGCAAGCCACAGUUUACGUUCAGUCCUCCAGGCUCUGAGCUCUCCUGUCUCCAUAGCGCAGAUCCCGCCCGACGCAGCCGGAAGACCGACCGGCUAACCUCCAGUGGACCGAGCGGAACCGGUUCAUCUGAAUACGUUGAACAGAUCAGCAGUCCUCAGUGUCCUCUUUGAAGGAGAAGCGAAUCUCAAAAGCUGCUGUGAGAAAACACCGUGCAAAGCAUUUUCACAUCGAUGGAACCGGUGAGAGUGCGAUGAGGAGAGGCUUCAGAGUGUGAGGCCAUGGGCUGCACCUCGGCCAAGCAGGUGUCGGCCGUGCCCAACGAUGAGGAGGGACGCGGCAAGGCCUACAGCAAUGGAGACCUCUUCACCGAUGAAUACAAGAUGAAGGGAGUGGAGGAGGUGAAGUACAUGAGAGGGGAUGAAAACCGGGUGAAUGCGCGCAACCAGGAGAACCUGGAGAAAAGUAAUGUGCAGUACAGGGGCAAACAGCAGAAAGAGGUCGCUGGGGCAAACAUUAAGUCCAAUAUUCACACGUCAGAGAGCCAGCAGGAAUUUUUCAGGAUGCUGGAUGAGAAGAUUGAGAAGGGACGAGACUACUGUUCGGAGGAGGAGGAGGAAGAUGGGACAUAGCACAGAGGCCCCCAGAAUUCAUCCCCGCAGAGAGCCUCAUAAAGUGUGUGUGUGUGUGUGUGUGCGUGUGUGCAUAUGUAUGUGCUUAUGUGUGAAUGAGAGACAGACAGAGUUGAAUCAAUGUUUUACCAAUGGGGCGUUGAUGUGACGGGACACUGUAUGUGUUGGUAUGAACAUGUGUGUGAUUUUUUGAACAUAUGGCAAAGAUAGUAUUUUAAAAAAAGUGAGUGAAAGGUAUAAAUGAGAGAAAGCGAGGGAGAGAGAAUGGGAUAAAAAAAAAAAACACUUUCUUCAGAGACUAUAGCCCUCCUCUGUUAGCGCCUCAGCCCUUCAGGCCCUCCGAGCGGACAGAUGGAGGUGGCGGAGCGUUGAAGGGACAGACAGAUGAAAGGAGGGAGAGAUGGAGGAGAACGUGACGACAGAUGGGCACACAUCGUUAUGAACGGAGGGAAGGACUUGCCACAGUCUGGUCAGACAGAGUAAUUUCCUCGAGCAGGACGGCAGC